Messenger RNA from Dufourea novaeangliae, 738 nucleotides. Its product is annotated as protein INVOLVED IN DE NOVO 2-like. The transcript has 3 exons. Lineage: Eukaryota; Metazoa; Arthropoda; Insecta; Hymenoptera; Halictidae. The record is from RefSeq and is a predicted model, not a curated record.
AUGUUCAAGCAUCUGCUUCGAUCGAGUUAUAUAUUAUGUAAUAUUACAAGAACCGUAAGGGUAAGCACGAAUUUGAAGCUACGAGAACAGCGGAGGGACCCAAGAAAAAGUUUCGUCGAAGCGUUUCAUUACAUCCUGCGAAGAACGAGAAUGGAUAUCGACCGGAGGAUAAAAGAGCUCGAGGAACUGUUUACGAAAACUGGAAAGGAACUGAACGAGAUAGUGAAGAAGAACGAGAAAUUCGUGGCGGAGGAAAUGCAAAGAGUUCAGAAAGCUAUUCAGGGAACGACCGAGGUAUUCCAUUGGGGCUGAAAUAAAUUAUUGCAGGUAUGCUCGAAGAAGCAGACAGACCGUCUACAGGCCGUCCAAAAGUCCUAUGAACGCAAAAUAAAAAUCUGCAACGACAAGGCUGCGUUAGGGCUUCGUGCCGCGAAGACAAAGUACGACCAGGAGAUAGAAACAGCGGAGAACAUGAGGGUCUCGAUGAAACGGAUCCUGAAGGAAUGCCUGGACACCGACGAGUUCAUCAAAUGCGUGGCGAGCAGAACAAAGGAAGCCGCUCGACAACGAAAGGAAAUCGCGGAGGGGUUGACGGUCACCGUGAAAAAUGCGGAGCUCUCCACCGCGGAGCAAUUGAAGGAGGCUGCGCAAUGCCACGCGGACGCUCAAGUCGAGGUAUUGAAGGACCUGCAGCAGAUAUUGAAGGACACGAAGAACUGCGUCUCCAAGGGUAAAUAA